GGGCUCCGCUCGGCUGCGGCGGGAGCCCCGGGACGGGCCAGCCGCGCUCGGCAGAAGAGGCGAGGCGAGCUCGCGAGUAGCUGGCCACAAAACCGGGGCGGCUGGACAGACGGACAGCCUGCCCGCCCGCGGGACGCACGGCCGGGAGGCGCGCGGGCCGUGCGCUCUGCGCUCCGGAGCGGCUCUCCGAGCGCCGUGGCCGCAGCGCCGCUUCUACCCGCGCCCAUUGUUCCCCGCGGGGGCGGGGCGCCUGGAGCCGGGCUGAGCGCCGCGCCCCUGAACGCGGGAGGGAGGGAGGGAAGGAGGGAGCGCGGGGUCCCCGCGCCCAGCCGGGCCCGGGAGGAGGCGCAGCGCGGCGACCCCGGGACCCGGAGCCGGACUGGGAGCCUCCCCGCGGCACACAGCCUGCCCGAGCAUGGGCGCCUGAGGCAGCCCGGCGCCAGAGGCGAAGGACGCGUCCCCGCUAGCGGACUGACCGGCGGGCGGACCUGGAGCUGGUCCUCGGCGCUGCACCCGCGCCCCUGCCCCUGGCCCGGCCCCUGCCCCUGGCGCCAUGGACAAGCUGCCGCCGUCCAUGCGCAAGCGGCUCUACAGCCUUCCGCAGCAGGUGGGGGCGAAGGCGUGGAUCAUGGACGAGGAGGAGGAUGCCGAGGAGGAGGGGGCUGGGGGCCGCCAGGACCCCAGCCGCAGGAGCAUCCGACUGCGGCCGCUGCCCUCGCCCUCGCCCUCGGCGGCCGCAGGCGGCACGGAGCCUCGGGGCGCGGCCCUCGGGGCGGCGGACGGCGAGGGGCCGGCCCGCGGCGCGGGCAAGUCCAGCACUAACGGCGACUGCAGGCGCUUCCGCGGGAGCCUGGCCUCGCUGGGCAGCCGGGGUGGCGGCGGCGGCGGAGCGGGGGGCGGUAGCAGUCACGGGCACCUGCAUGACUCCGCGGAGGAGCGGCGGCUCAUCGCCGAGGGCGACGCGUCCCCCGGCGAGGACAGGACGCCCCCGGGCCUGGCGGCCGAGCCGGAGCGCCCCGGCGCCUCGGCGCAGCCCGCAGCCUCGCCGCCGCCACCCCAGCAGGCGCCGCCGGCGGCCUCCACCUCCUGCGAGCAGCCCUCAGUGGACACUGCUAUCAAAGUGGAGGGAGGCGCGGCCGCUGGCGACCAGAUCCUCCCCGAGGCCGAGGUGCGCCUGGGCCAGGCUGGCUUCAUGCAGCGCCAGUUUGGGGCCAUGCUCCAGCCCGGGGUCAACAAAUUCUCACUGAGGAUGUUCGGCAGCCAGAAAGCCGUGGAGCGCGAGCAAGAGAGGGUUAAGUCGGCCGGGUUUUGGAUUAUCCACCCCUACAGCGACUUCAGAUUUUACUGGGACUUGACCAUGCUGCUGCUGAUGGUGGGAAACCUGAUCAUCAUUCCUGUGGGCAUCACUUUCUUCAAGGAUGAGAACACCACACCCUGGAUCGUCUUCAAUGUGGUGUCAGACACAUUCUUCCUCAUCGACUUGGUCCUCAACUUCCGCACAGGAAUCGUGGUGGAGGACAACACGGAGAUAAUUCUGGACCCACAACGGAUUAAGAUGAAGUACCUCAAAAGCUGGUUCGUGGUGGAUUUCAUCUCCUCCAUCCCCGUGGACUACAUCUUCCUCAUUGUGGAGACGCGCAUCGACUCGGAGGUCUACAAGACUGCCCGGGCCCUGCGUAUCGUCCGCUUCACCAAGAUCCUCAGCCUUCUGCGCCUCUUGCGUCUCUCCCGCCUCAUUCGAUAUAUUCACCAGUGGGAAGAGAUCUUCCACAUGACCUACGACCUGGCCAGCGCCGUGGUGCGCAUAGUGAACCUCAUCGGCAUGAUGCUCCUGCUCUGCCACUGGGACGGCUGCCUGCAGUUCCUGGUGCCCAUGCUGCAGGACUUCCCCGACGACUGCUGGGUGUCCAUCAACAACAUGGUGAACAACUCCUGGGGGAAGCAGUACUCCUACGCCCUCUUCAAGGCCAUGAGCCACAUGCUGUGCAUUGGGUAUGGCCGGCAGGCACCCGUGGGCAUGUCGGACGUCUGGCUCACCAUGCUCAGCAUGAUCGUGGGCGCCACCUGCUACGCCAUGUUCAUCGGCCACGCCACCGCCCUCAUCCAGUCCCUGGACUCUUCCCGGCGCCAGUACCAGGAAAAGUACAAGCAGGUGGAGCAGUACAUGUCCUUCCAUAAGCUCCCGCCUGACACCCGGCAGCGCAUCCAUGACUAUUACGAGCACCGCUACCAGGGCAAGAUGUUCGACGAGGAGAGCAUCCUGGGCGAGCUGAGCGAGCCGCUGCGGGAGGAAAUCAUCAACUUUAACUGCCGGAAGCUAGUGGCCUCCAUGCCGCUGUUUGCCAACGCAGACCCCAACUUUGUGACAUCCAUGCUGACCAAGCUGCGCUUCGAGGUCUUCCAGCCAGGGGACUACAUCAUCCGCGAAGGCACCAUCGGCAAGAAGAUGUACUUCAUCCAGCACGGUGUGGUCAGUGUGCUCACCAAGGGCAACAAGGAGACCAAGCUGGCGGAUGGCUCCUAUUUUGGAGAGAUCUGCCUGCUGACGCGGGGCCGGCGCACAGCCAGCGUGAGGGCCGACACCUACUGCCGCCUCUACUCGCUGAGCGUGGACAACUUCAACGAGGUGCUGGAGGAAUACCCCAUGAUGCGGCGGGCCUUCGAGACCGUGGCGCUGGACCGCCUGGACCGCAUCGGCAAGAAGAACUCCAUCCUCCUCCACAAAGUCCAGCACGACCUCAACUCAGGCGUCUUCAACUACCAGGAGAACGAGAUCAUCCAGCAGAUUGUGCAGCAUGACCGCGAGAUGGCCCACUGUGCGCACCGUGUCCAGGCUGCCGCCUCUGCCACCCCGACCCCCACGCCUGUCAUCUGGACCCCGCUGAUCCAGGCACCACUGCAGGCUGCUGCUGCCACCACCUCCGUGGCCAUAGCCCUCACCCACCACCCACGCCUGCCCGCGGCCAUCUUCCGCCCUCCUCCGGGCCCGGGGCUGGGCAGCCUCGGGGCUGGGCAGACACCGAGGCACCUGAAGCGGCUGCAGUCCCUGAUCCCUUCUGCACUGGGCUCCGCCUCGCCUGCCAGCAGUCCGUCCCAGGUGGACACACCGUCUUCCUCCUCCUUCCACAUCCAACAGCUGGCUGGAUUCUCCGCACCUGCCGGACUGAGCCCCCUCCUGCCCUCCUCCAGCUCUUCCCCACCGCCUGGGGUCUGCGGCCCCUCGCCGGCUCCCACACCAUCUGCUGCAGCUGCCGCCACCACAGCCGGGUUUGGCCACUUCCACAAGGCGCUGGGUGGCUCCCUGUCCUCGUCCGACUCUCCGCUGCUCACCCCACUGCAGCCGGGCGCCCGCUCCCCACAGGCUAACCAGCCGCCACCCCCUCUGCCGGGGGCCCGGGGAGGUCUGGGACUCCUGGAGCACUUCCUGCCACCCCCACCCUCAUCCAGGUCCCCGUCAUCCAGCCCGGGGCAGCUGGGCCAGCCUCCGGGGGAGUUGUCUCCAGGUCUGGCUGCUGGCCCACCAAGUACGCCAGAGACACCCCCACGGCAGCCUGAGCGGCAGCCCUUUGUGGCAGGGGCCUCUGGGGGGGCUUCUCCUGUAGCCUUUACCCCCCGAGGAGGUCCCAGCCCCCCUGGCCACAGUCCAGGGCCCCCAAGAACUUUCCCAAGUGCCCCCCCCCGGGCCUCUGGCUCCCAUGGUUCCCUGCUCCUGCCACCGGCAUCCAGUCCCCCACCACCCCAGGUGCCCCAGCGCCGGGGCACGCCACCCCUCACCCCAGGCCGCCUCACCCAGGACCUCAAGCUCAUCUCAGCCUCUCAGCCGGCCCUACCCCAGGACGGGGCGCAGACUCUCCGCAGAGCCUCUCCACACUCCUCUGGGGAGUCCGUGGCUGCCUUCCCGCUCUUCCCCAGAGCUGGGGGCGGGAGCGGGGGCAGCGGGGGCCUCGGUCCCCCCGGGAGGCCCUAUGGUGCUGUCGCUGGCCAGCACGUCACUCUGCCUCGGAAGACAUCCUCAGGUUCUUUGCCACCCCCUCUUUCUUUGUUUGGGGCAAGAGCCGCCUCUUCUGGGGGACCCCCUCUGACUGCUGCCCCCCAGAGGGAACCUGGGGCCAGGUCUGAGCCAGUGCGCUCCAAACUGCCAUCCAAUCUAUGAGCUGGGGCCCCUCCCUCUCCUCUCUGCUUUUUUCUCCCUUCUUUCUUCCUUCAGGUUUAACUGUGAUUAGGAGAUAUACCAAUAACAAUAAUAAUUAUCAUUAAAAAAAACUCACACCAGAAAAACAAAAGACAGCAGAAAAUAACCAGGUAUUCUUAGAGCUAUAGAUUUUUGGUCACUUGCUUUUAUAGACUAUUUUAAUACUCAGCACUAGAGGGAGGGAGGGGAAAGGGGAGCAGGCAGGGCCCAAACGCAAAAGCCAGA
Molecule: messenger RNA, 4417 nt
Organism: Diceros bicornis minor
Lineage: Eukaryota; Metazoa; Chordata; Mammalia; Perissodactyla; Rhinocerotidae
Gene: HCN4
Product: hyperpolarization activated cyclic nucleotide gated potassium channel 4
Exons: 8
Coding region: 554-4153 (1199 amino acids)
Biological process (GO): transmembrane transport; potassium ion transport
Cellular component (GO): membrane
Molecular function (GO): voltage-gated potassium channel activity
Source: RefSeq, a predicted model, not a curated record